CCAAAGCCCUUGCCUGAUUCCGCUUCCCUUUCCCCUUCGGCGGCCGUCUCCGUCGCCACCGUCGCCGUAACCGUGCUUGGCGAACGUAAUCUUCGGAUUUGGGUCCACCCGAAUCGGAUAUUCCUUCUCAGAUUUGACGAGAAUAUGGGAUCUUCCCAGAAGAAAAUCCCGUUCCAUAGACACAGGGAAGCUGAGGAAGCAAGGAAGAAGAGAGAAGACGAUGAAGCUGCACGUGUUUAUGCCGAAUUCGUAGAGUCCUUUAAGGGUGAUAAUGCUCCAGGUUCGAAGACUUUUGUCAGAGGAGGAGUCAUUGAUCCCAAUGACAGGCUUAAGGCCAAUUCAGAAGGUGGAAAGUCCAAAGAUGGGGUAUCUGUUCCAAAGAAGGGAAGUAGGUAUGUGCCAUCUUUUCUGCCACCUCCAUCUCAUGGAAGAGAACUUGAGAAAAAGGAUGAUGAGAAACCUAGGGAGAAAGAGAAGGGGAAAACGCGUCAUAUUGAUAAGUUUUUGGAGGAGCUGAAGUUUGAGCAAGAACUAAGGGAGAAGCGGAAUCAAGAGCGUGAAGGGCGGCAUACAGAUACUACUGCUCCUGUUAGCCAUUUUGAUGAGUUGCCAGAUGAUUUUGAUCCUAGCGGCAAGUUUCCAGGUUCAUUUGAUGAUGGAGAUCCACAAACAACAAAUUUAUAUGUUGGGAAUCUCUCUCCCAAGGUGGACGAGAACUUUCUUUUGAGAACAUUUGGGAGGUUUGGACCCAUUGCCAGUGUGAAAAUAAUGUGGCCACGAACAGAAGAAGAACGGAGACGGCAGAGAAAUUGUGGCUUUGUUGCUUUCAUGAAUAGAGCUGAUGGACAAGCUGCCAAAGAUGAAAUGCAAGGAGUGGUGGUUUAUGAAUAUGAAUUGAAGAUUGGCUGGGGUAAAUCAGUAGCUCUUCCAGCGCAGGCACUGCCUGCUCCUCCACCUGGUCACAUGGCUAUCAGAAAUAAGGAGGGCAACACUGUUAUAAUAUCUGGACCUGAUGGUGCACCAGUUACUAGUCAAAGCUCCGAGUUGGUUCUUACCCCAAAUAUUCCAGACAUUGUGGUUGUGACUCCUGAGGAUGAUCACCUUCGUCAUGUGAUCGACACAAUGGCAUUGUAUGUUCUUGAUGGUGGAUGUGCUUUUGAACAAGCUGUAAUGGAGCGGGGCCGUGGAAAUGCACUUUUUGACUUUCUCUUUGAUCUUCGAUUAAAGGAACACACAUACUAUGUCUGGAGACUUUACUCCUUUGCUCAGGGUGACACUCUUCAGCGGUGGCGAACAGAACCAUUUAUCAUGAUUACUGGCAGUGGGAGAUGGGUUCCCCCUUCUUUGCCAGCUAAUCGAAGUCCUGAACAUGAUAAAGAAUCUGCUUCAACUUUUGCAGCUGGAAGAAGCAGGCGAGUCGAUUUGGAGCGGGCAUUGACAGAUCCUCAAAGAGAUGAGUUUGAAGAUAUGCUGCGGGCCUUGACCUUAGAGAGAAGUCAGAUUAGAGAAGCUAUGGGAUUUGCAUUGGAUAAUGCUGAUGCUGCUGGAGAGGUAGUUGAAGUUCUCACAGAAUCAUUGACUUUAAAAGAAACACCUGUACCAACAAAAGUUGCAAGGCUUAUGCUGGUGUCUGAUAUUCUCCACAACAGCAGCGCUCCAAUUAAGAAUGCUUCUGCAUAUCGUACAAAGUUUGAAGCUAACCUUCCUGAUAUAAUGGAGAGCUUUAAUGACUUAUAUCGCAGCAUUACUGGAAGAAUCACUGCUGAAGCUUUGAAGGAACGAGUUCUGAAGGUUCUUCAAGUAUGGGCUGAUUGGUUUCUCUUUUCCGAUGCGUAUUUGAAUGGAUUGAGAGCAACUUUUCUUCGUUCUGGGAAUUCAGGUGUUUUCCCAUUUCACUCUUUAUGUGGCGAUGCACCAGAGAUUGAAAACCAAGGUAAUCAGGAAGAAGGAUAUGAGGGAAGUAAGUCUAACCAGGAUGCUGCCUUGGCUGUGGGGAAGGGAGCAGCAACGAAAGAACUAAUGGGACUUCCUCUUCCUGAGCUCGAGAGGCGUUGCAGACAUAAUGGUUUAUCUCUAUGUGGAGGAAGAGAGAUGAUGGUUGCAAGAUUGCUGAAUUUAGAAGAGGCCGAAAGAGAGAGGGGCUUAGAACAAGAUGAUCAUACAAAGUAUGGGCAAAACCAGUUCUACAAAAACAUACGAGAUGAAAGUAUUCGGAAUGUUAAUGCUGGGUCAAGAGAAACUAAUAGUGAUAGAGAAAUGAGCCCCACAAUCCUUCCGUUUGCCAGGGAAGUGACUACACGGCACGACAGAGGCUCUGGUUCAACUGAGUCAGCAGUAGCUCUGGACCAUAAAGCAAAAUCUGAUCCUGUUCUCGCUUCCAAGUGGAAUCGAGAAGAUGGGGGUAGCGAUGAGGACAAGAGUUCUCCUGAUUUGGGUUUAGGCUAUUCAUCUGAGAGUGAGAAUGCUGGGGAUUUUCUCAAGUCUGGUGCUGAAGUGGACACAGACAAGGCGGUCCAUAUUCACCCUGACAAUUCUUUGAAUGAAGAGAAGAGACAGAAAUUGCGACGUCUAGAAGUUGCCGUUGUGGAAUACCGUGAAUCUCUUGAGGAACGAGGUCUCCGUAGUGCUGAAGAAAUAGAUAGGAAGGUAGCAGUUUAUCGUAGGCAACUUGAGUUCGAAUUUGGUUUAUCUGAUACUACAGAUGAUCAAGGAAGCAAGAAAAGUUCAUCAGAAAGGAGAUCCUCUGAAAGGAGAGAGAAAUCAGAUGAUGUCUAUGAUUCAAGUAGGAAACGACGUCGCAGCCGGAGUAUCAGUCCCGAAAGGAAAGAUAGAACCCGAGAAAGGCAUCGUGAAAAAGACAGGUCAUUUGGAAGUGAGAUUGGGAGAGAAGGUCCACGCGAGAAGAACGGAGGUAAAGAGAGGGAUGAUCAUCACAACCGUGAUAAGACAAGGGAGAGGGAGAAAGAUAGGAGGAGAAAUGAUAAGUGAUUGGCUCUCAUGCAGCAGUUGAUUUCCGGAUGACUGAUUGUUCUCUUCUCACUUGCAAUAUUGUGAUGGAAAGAGAAAAAAAAUAUCUGUUUGUUGAAACUUAUGUUCCAGGGAUGCAGAUAUGUUGGGGCACAGGAGGUGGAGCAGGCUUUUUUGUUUCUUCGAACAUUAGCUGGAUCGAUAUUAGAGAUUCUAGGAGGAUUACUCCCGUCAUUACCUGUAAGUUUUCGAGUUUAGACCUUUACUGGGAUAACAUAUUUGUAUGUCGAGAAUGGACAGGAUGUAGCUAAAUUUGUGGCAUGUGCAACUGUUGUUGAAGUUAUUUCAAGCAAGCAAUCAAUCAAUCAAUCUAUCUGGACCUUUGUUAAA
Messenger RNA from Zingiber officinale, 3357 nucleotides. RefSeq names its product protein RRC1-like. NCBI's taxonomy places the organism in Eukaryota, Viridiplantae, Streptophyta, Magnoliopsida, Zingiberales, Zingiberaceae. Gene Ontology annotation, molecular function: RNA binding. Gene Ontology annotation, cellular component: nucleus. Gene Ontology annotation, biological process: RNA processing. The coding region runs from base 145 to 2988 and encodes 947 amino acids. The transcript is spliced from 18 exons. The record is from RefSeq and is a predicted model, not a curated record.